Molecule: messenger RNA, 663 nt
Organism: Chenopodium quinoa (quinoa)
Lineage: Eukaryota; Viridiplantae; Streptophyta; Magnoliopsida; Caryophyllales; Amaranthaceae
Exons: 1
Coding region: 1-663 (220 amino acids)
Source: RefSeq, a predicted model, not a curated record
AUGGGGGAGGCUGAAGGUUUCCGAAUGGCAGUAGAGACGUGUGAGCUAGCAGACUUGGGCUAUGUAGGGCAUGGAUUUUCAUGGACAAAUAACCAAGGUGGAGAUCGAAAUGUACCGGAGCGUCUUGAUCUAUUCCUAGAGAAUAAAGUAUGGAAGGGCCUCUUUUCUGGGUCCUUUGUGACGCACUUAUCAAAGAGAAAAUCAGAUCACUUGCCUAUCUUGCUGUGUUUUAAUGAGGGGGUAGGGAAAACAAAAAAGAAGAAAAAAUUCAAAAAAUACAGGUUUGAAGAAAUGUGGCUCCGUGAUGAAACUUGUGGUGACAUAGUGAAGGAGGCGUGGAAUUGGGGAGGAGAUAUAUGUUUAAAAUUUGCUCAUACAUCGAUCAAUUUGAGCACUUGGAGUAGGAACAAAUUUGGAGAUUUUAUAAAGGAGAUGAAGGACUGUAAAGGCAGGAUGGAGAGUCUUAUGGGAGAGACACAGACAGAGGAGAUUAUUGCUCAAAUUCGGGAUCUGGAUGAUAAAAUGGAUGAGUUGGAGAAAAGGGAGGAGGCUUAUUGGAGGCAACGAAGUAGGCAGGAAUGGCUCAAAAUGGUGAUAAAAACACGACUUUUUUCCACACGAAGGCUAGCCAGAGAAAAUCAAGAAACCAUAUUAGAGAAGUGA